UAAAAGUUUUCUUUAUAGAGAGGCAGUAUCAUUACAACAUAAAUGCACUUUGAUCACUGAUCAGUAGAGAGAAAGAGAGCACGAACAAAAAAAAAGCUAGCAUUGAUUUGUUCAUCAUUACAGUAACAAAAGACAUAUGGCUUCAUCUUUAAUCUUAACGCUCAUCAGUUUCAUCUCUCUCUCCUCACUUUCCUUCUCUUUGCCUACGACAAAUACAAUCCCAUCUUCUCCAACAAUCUUUCCCUUUGAAGACCAGAUCUCGCCGGAGAUAGCUCCUCUCCUCCCUUCUCCCGCCGCCACCUCCACUCAAACCAUCCCUUCUACUAAUUCAACCCUUCCAGAUCCUCAAAACGAUGACGUUAUGGCCGAUCCUGAUCCAGCCUUUGCUCCAUCCGCUCCACCGCCGGCUUCUUCUCUUGCUAAUCCGUCUUCUCAAGCUCCCGGAGUUCUCCUCUCCGUUGUUUUCGCCGCCGUGUCUUGUUUCUCGCUCCGGCUUCUUGCCGUUUCAGCUUUGUAAUUCAUUUAUAUACUCACGUACGUACUUGUUUUCAUGUGUUUAAUUGUCUCAAAAUCAUUUUAUAUCUCGAAAUAAACAUUUUUUAUCCA
This is a messenger RNA of Brassica oleracea var. oleracea, 606 nucleotides long. RefSeq names its product classical arabinogalactan protein 27. The coding region runs from base 137 to 517 and encodes 126 amino acids. The transcript has a single exon. The record is from RefSeq and is a predicted model, not a curated record. NCBI's taxonomy places the organism in Eukaryota, Viridiplantae, Streptophyta, Magnoliopsida, Brassicales, Brassicaceae.